CAGCUCUUUCUCCAGGAGUUUUUGGGGAUUCCUCAUCUGCUCCAGGAGCUGGAAGUGAUUUUCAUCUCGUUCUCCAGGAGUUUUUGGGGAUUCCUCAUCUGCUCCAGGAGCUGGAAGUGAUUUUAAUCUCGUUCUCCAGGAGUUUUCAGGAUCCUCAUCUGCUCCAGGAGCUGGAAGUGAUUUCCAUCUCUUUCUUCAGGAGUUUUUUGGGAUUUCUUCAUCUGCUCCAUCUGGAAUUCCUGCCCUGGGAACCCAUUUUGGGACUGCUCCAGGAGCUGCGAGGGACUCCAGCUCUUCCUCCAGGAGUGUUUUGGGAUUCCUCAUCUGCUCCAGGAACUGGGAGAGAUUCCAGCUCAUUCUCCAGGAGUUUUUGGGAUUGCUCAUCUGCUCCCUCUGGAAUUCCUGCCCUAGGAAUCCACUCUGGGGCUGCUCCAGGAGCUGCGAGGGAUUUCCAGCUCUUUCUCCAAGGUUUUUUUUGCGAUCCCUCAUCUUCUCCAGCUCCAUCUGCAAUUCCUGCCCUAGGAACCCAUUCUGGGGCUGCUCCAGGAGCUGGAAGUGAUUUCCAUCUCUUUCUCCAGGAGUUUUUUGGGAUCCUCAUCUUCUCCAGCUCCGUCUGCAAUUCCUGCCCUGGGAAUCCACUCUGGGGCUGCUCCAGGAGCUGGGAGGCGUUCCCAGCUCUUUCCCCAGUUGUUUUUCUUGGGAUUUUUGGCUUUCUUCGGGAGGGAGCGAUGGCGUUUGGAGCUCCAGGAUGGCUGCAGCUCUGCUCUCCUCCCAGCAGGGAGCUUCUGGAGCUCUCCAACCCUGGGAAUUCCCACGGAUCCCGCUGGGUCUGACUGGAAAUCGGAGCUGGAGCCGGAGCAGGGCCCGUCCCCAGCCAGGAUCCCACCCUGGGGACAUUUGGGGUUUCAGGGGGUGACAGAUCCCUGAGGAAAGGACCCAGAAGAGGAGGAGAAUCCCAAAAAAACCCCCAGGAAUUCCAGAGGAAUGCCAGGAGCAGCUGCAGGUCCCCUCCUCACGCAGAAAGCCGUUUAGAGGAUGGACCCCGAGCUGCCCGGAGGAGGAGGAGGAGCUGAGGAAGGGCUGAUCGAGUUCUACGGCUCCUUCAAGGAGAUGUUUGAGUUCUUCUGCAAGAACACCACGAUCCACGGCACCGUCCGCCUGGUGUGCUCGGGCAGGAACCGCAUGAAGACGGCCUUCUGGACGCUGCUGCUGCUGGCCAGCCUGGCCAUGCUCUACUGGCAGUUCGCCCUCAUGCUCGGCCAGUUCUGGGCCUACCCCGUGGUGCUCACCAUGUCCGUGGACUCCGAGCCCAAGAUGUUCCCGGCCGUCACCAUCUGCAACCUCGAUCCCUCCAGGUUUGAGCUGGUCAGGGAGCAGCUGGAGCAGCUGGAGCGCAUGGCCGAGGAGUCGCUGGCCUUCCUGUACGGCCCCAAGGCCUCGGCCAGGCUGUCCCACCUGAGGGACAGGGACAGGGACAAGGACGGGGCCAUCCGUGUCCAGGCCUGGGCCAACCUCAGCAGCGCCGGCUUCAGGCUCAGCCACAACUUCUCCCUGGUCAGGAUGUGGGACCCCGGCGCGGGCAAAAAACAUUCCAGAGUGGGGUUCCGGCUGUGCAACUCCACGGGUGGGAAUUGCUUCUACACCUCGCACCCGUCGGGCAUGGACGCGCUGCUGGAGUGGUACCGCUUCCACUACGUCAACGUCAUGGCCCAGCUGCCGCCGGGGCCGGCCCCGCACCCGCAGCACUUCCAGGACCUGGUCUACUCCUGCCAGUACGACGGGGAGCCCUGCCGGCCCGGCGAUUACGUUCACUUCCACCACGCCGUUUUCGGGAGCUGCUACACGUUUAACAGCAAGGGGACAGAUCCCUUCUGGGCAGCCACGAAACCAGGAAUUCCCUAUGGGCUGUCGCUGAUCCUGCGGGCCGAGCAGAAGGAGCACAUCCCGCUGCUGUCCACCGUGGCCGGGGUGAAGGUGAUGAUCCACAGCCACAACCAGACCCCGUUCCUGGAGCACGAGGGCUUCCACAUCCGCCCCGGCAUCGCCACCACCAUCGGCAUCCGCCAGGACCAGGUGAAUCGCCUGGGGGGCAACUACGGCAGGUGCACCACGGACGGGGCUGACGUGGCCGUGGAGCUGCUCUACAACAACUCCUACACCCUGCAGGCCUGCCUGCACUCGUGCUUCCAGCGGGCCAUGCUGCAGCGCUGCGGCUGCGGAUACUUCUACUACCCGCUGCCCGCCGGCGCGCGCUACUGCGACUACAGCCGCCAGCCCGCCUGGGGGCACUGCUUUUACCAGCUCUACUCCCGGCUCCGGAAUCACCGCCUGGAUUGCUUCCAGCACUGCCCCAAGCCCUGCCGGGAAUCCCUGUACAAGGUCUCAGCUGGCACAGCCAAGUGGCCCUCGGCAAAAUCCCAGGACUGGGUGCGCCAGGCUCUGCGGCACCAGAACGGCUACAACUCCAGCAGCAGCAGGAGGGACCUUGCCAAGGUCACCAUCUUCUACCGGCAGCUGAGCUCGCAGGCUGUGCACGAGGCCCCGCUGCUCUCGGAGAACCUGCUGCUGUCCAGCAUGGGCAGCCAGUGGAGCCUGUGGUUCGGCUCCUCGGUGCUCUCGGUGGUGGAGAUGCUGGAGCUGCUCGUGGACACCCUGGUCCUGUCCCUGCUCUUCUGCCUCCAGAGGCUCCGGGCCGGGAGCGGGGCUCAGCCCGGCCCCGGGGAGCUCCGGGAAUCGCGGGGGGCAGCGGGACAGCUCCGGAUUGGGGCGGGGAAGAGCCGCGAGCAGGAGCCGGGACGGCCCUGAGGGAUGAGGGGCUGGGAUUCCCAAAUUCCGGGGGAAAAGUGACAGGGGUGUCCUGGAUCCACAGCUGAGGGGGCUGGGAUUCCCAAAUUCCGGGGGAAAGUGACCGGGAUGUCCUGGAUCCACAGCUGAGGGGCUGGGAUUCCCAAAUUCCGGGGGAAAAGUGACCGGGGUGUCCUGGAUAGACAGCUGAGGGGGCUGGGAUUCCCAAAUUCCGGGGGAAAGUGACAGGGAUGUCCUGGAUCCACAGCUUAGAGGACUGGGAUUCCCAAAUUCUGAGGGGAAAAGUGACCGGGAUGUCCUGGAUCCACAGCCGAGGGGGCUGGAGAGGCUUAGAAUUCCCAAAUUCUGGGGAAAAGUGACAGGGGUGUCCUGGAUCCACAGCUGAGGGGGCUGAGAUUCCCAAAUUCUGGGGAAAAGUGACAGGGGUGUCCUGGAUCCACAGCUGGGAGCUCUGGCAGUGCUUGGAAUUCCCAAAUUCUGGGGAAAAAGUGACAGGGAUGUCCUGGAUCCACAGCUGAGGGGGCUGGGAUUCCCAAAUUCUGGGGGAAAAGCACUAGGGAUGUCCUGGAUCCUCCCCUGGGAUCUCCCUGAGCUUGGCAGUGCUUGGAAUGCACCUGGGCUCUGAUCCCAGCUGGAAUUCCCCAAAAACCUCCUGGAAUUCCCAAACCCCUCUGGGCUCUGAUCCCACCCAGAAUUCCCA
Molecule: messenger RNA, 3505 nt
Organism: Motacilla alba alba
Lineage: Eukaryota; Metazoa; Chordata; Aves; Passeriformes; Motacillidae
Gene: SCNN1D
Product: sodium channel epithelial 1 subunit delta
Exons: 13
Coding region: 1036-2805 (589 amino acids)
Biological process (GO): sodium ion transmembrane transport
Cellular component (GO): membrane
Molecular function (GO): ligand-gated sodium channel activity
Source: RefSeq, a predicted model, not a curated record